Esox lucius (northern pike) is the source of this 1582-nucleotide messenger RNA. RefSeq names its product proprotein convertase subtilisin/kexin type 4. Gene Ontology annotation, molecular function: serine-type endopeptidase activity. Bases 132 to 1460 code for a protein of 442 amino acids. Lineage: Eukaryota; Metazoa; Chordata; Actinopteri; Esociformes; Esocidae. Gene Ontology annotation, cellular component: trans-Golgi network; Golgi membrane. Gene Ontology annotation, biological process: peptide hormone processing. The transcript has 8 exons. The record is from RefSeq and is a predicted model, not a curated record.
AUUAGUUCAUAUAUACUCGGGUGGGCCUAUUCGAAUGUAAAACUGUAACCGUUAGCAAUGAAGCUUAGCAACUGUUAUAAAUGCACACUAGAGACAGCGAAAUGGGUGUUAUGGCUUCUCUAUGACUAGGAAUGAGUCCACUGAGCUCCGGAGUUAAAACAGGAGCCAGCAUGAGAUAUAUGAGUUGGUUUUUAUGUAUGGUGUAUGCGUGUACAAUUUAUGCUCAGGACAGUUGGGCUCUACAUUUGAACUGCACUGCUGAACUAAUCAAGAUUGCUAAGAAGCAUGGUUUCCGUUAUUUGGAAAGGGAUCCGCUGGCAAGCUAUGACAUGAAAGAUAAUGUUCCCAACACAGACACUAAAUACUCUCUGAUCAGAACCAAAAGGCGUGGAACUCGAUGUGCCAGCGUGGUGGUUGCAAACAAUGGGCUGUGUGCGGCAGGUCUUCAAAUGUACGAUUGGCGGAUCAAUGGUGUUGGUAGACCCGUCAGCCAUUACUAUGGAUAUGGGCUGCUGGAUGCAGGGAAACUGGGCGACUUGGCCAGUAAAUGGAAAGCAGUCAAACCGCAAAAGAAGUCUUGUUACGGCAACAGGAGCUGGAUUCGGUCUUUGGAGCACAUCCAGGCUGAUCUCACACUGACCUGUAGCGGGCGAGAUCUCUCCAUCACCCUCGUUAGUCCAAAGACCAUCUCUAGUUUACUCAGAAAAAGGCCUUACGAUGAAACCUCUGCCGGAUUGUCAGACUGGGCCUUUAUGAGUACACACUGCUGGGGUGAGGGUCCCUCUGGGUUUUGGGUUAUACAGAUGGAAAACAACGGAGAUUCAACUGACCGAGGAACCCUGUUUAAAUUGAAACUGGAGUUGCGUGGGACUGAUGAACGCAUGUCUCGUCGCCGCAUGCAGAGGUCGGCAGCGCAGCAGUGUGCAGUGAGGAUGUCCGACGGCAGCUGUGAAUGUUGUGUCCACCCCCUGUAUGUAUUUGGGAGCAUCUGCCUGACGUCUUGUCCACCUCGCUACUACGAGUCAGAUGGAGACGGCACUCGUUUUCAUCGGCGGUGCCUGCCCUGCCAUCGCAGCUGUCACACUUGUUCCGGCAAACAGGAAACCGACUGUCUGGACUGCCCUCCGUAUUCCACCUUGGAUUCCAGUCUCAGCACCUGCAGUCCCCUGGUGCACCCCUGGGACCACAGAGUGACAGUCGGCAUGGACCGGACGGCUGUGGUUCUGUGUGUCCUGGUGGGGGGGCCCUUGGUGGUUUUGUUCGCCUUCUGGGCGAUGGUAUGGAUGGUGAGCAUGGUGCUUUCGCUAUGUGUUUCUGCCAGAAACCACACAGCCGGCAGCCCCGGUCGAGGCAACGAUCAGGAGGCUGGGGAUGUCGAGAUGUUCGUCUUCGAUGUGACAGAACGUCCAGCAGAGAACGCCGUGAUAACAUCUGCAUCCACCGACAUUCCCAAUACUUGAAAAGUAAGGUGACAUCCAAUAUUGCCUACUUUGAUGCUGACAAACAAAAACAGAAGAAAGCACUUUGCAAAUGGCUUUUAUUGUUACAAACGUUUGAACAGAAUAUACAUUUCUUUUUUGGA